This is a messenger RNA of Chara braunii, 1316 nucleotides long. The record is from the annotation of a GenBank genome assembly. Lineage: Eukaryota; Viridiplantae; Streptophyta; Charophyceae; Charales; Characeae.
GGAGUAGUACCAGAUCGGCCCAUCCUCCAUGAGAUCUUCCUCGAGGACGGGGUCGUACCUCCGCGUGGUUGCAUCUACCGCAUGAGCGAGGAAGAGUUAAGUGUGCUAAGGGCACAACUGGACGAUCUUCUUGAGAAAGGAUGGAUUUGGCCUAGCUCUUCGUCAUACAGUGCUCCCAUUCUCUUUGUCCGAAAGAAGAACAAGGAGUUGCGGUUGUGCAUCGAUUAUCGCAAGCUCAACGCGCAAACCGUUAAGAACGCCAACCCUCUUCCGCGCAUCGACGACCUCCUCAAACGACUUGGCGGCGCCAAGUUCUUCUCCAAGCUUGACCUCAAAUCGGCAUAUCACCAACUCGAGAUCCGGCAGGAGGACCGCUACAAGACCGCGUUUAAGACGGGAUAUGGGCAUUUCGAAUGGCUGGUUAUGCCUUUUGGCCUUACGAAUGCCCCGGCCACAUUCCAAGCGGCUAUAACAACUGAGUUCCGACACAUGCUGGAUAGAUUCAUACUCAUCUACCUCGACGACAUCUUGGUGAACAGCCGGAGUUUGGACGAGCAUGUGGAGCACCUGUGCACCGUUUUGGAGCGGCUACGACAAGCCACGUACAAAGCCAACCGCGACAAAUGCGAAUUCGUGCGGCAAGAGUUGGAAUACUUGGGACAUUAUGUGACGUCGCAAGGCAUCCGUCCGCUUGCGGACAAGAUCGAGGCCAUCCGCGAAUCUGGCACGAAGAUGAAACCAAGUUCGGCUCGGCAUCCACAAACGGACGGGCAAACGGAGCGAGCACAUCAAACCGCUCAAAUGAUGCUUCAUAUGCUCAUCCGUCCAGAUCAGAAGGAUUGGGUUGACCGCCUCCCCGACAUCGAGUUCGCCUACAACACUUCAUUGCAUCCGGCGAUCGACGUAACUCCAUUUGAGCUGCACCACGGUGGCCGGAAAGGUCGUAUCUUCGCGGAGCUUCUCCUCUCACGAACAGCCGACAUAGACGUUGCUUGCUCCCCCGCUUCCGUUUGGAAGUACAGGCAAUUGCUGGCUCAAGUCCGCGCGAACAUGCAAAAGGCUCAAGUCCGCAUGCAGCAGCAAGCCAACAGGCAUCGCGUGCCAUGUCCCAUCCGCGCCGGUGAUCUGGUGUGGGUCUCCGCGGAAGAGUUUGCACUCGAACAGGAUGUUCACGCAAAUUGCUUCCCAAGUGGUUUGGACCAUGCCCAUAACAUCAGCCGCGGGCGAUGAGCCCAAUGGCCCCUCAUUUGUGAUCAACAUUCCCCCGCAUCUGACGGUCCAUCCAGUCUUUCACGCCUCGAAGCUGGCAACAUAUA